Messenger RNA from Cooperia oncophora, 426 nucleotides. NCBI's taxonomy places the organism in Eukaryota, Metazoa, Nematoda, Chromadorea, Rhabditida, Trichostrongylidae. The record is from the annotation of a GenBank genome assembly.
GUGGAACGUGGAAUUCAGAAACAGACAACUGGUGCACUCCAUAUUCCAGAGGGCAACGCAUCGGCUGCUGGGGAUAGUGAAGAUGCUUUUGCGGCUCAACUUGAGGAGGCUCAAAGAACUGCGAAGGAAAUUCGACAGAAAGGCAAUUCGAGGCCAAAACAACAAGAACUCGCUGAAGCGGAUGCUGAAUAUGAGGCCGUAAUGAAGAAAAAGAGAGAAGUGGAGGAAAUUUACAAGCGUUUCACCCCUGAAGAAAUCGCUGAGGCACGGAGAAUAGUGGAAGAGAUGGAUGCCAUGAAUGAACGCGAACAACGAUACAAGGAUGAUGCUGAAGCGGAACUGGAGGCGUUACGUCAAGAGCUAAAAGAAUACGAAAAUGCUGAAGAGAUUACUGAGGAGCAAUUGAUAGAAUGGAACAAAAAGUAG